GCGCGGCCAACUGUAACGUGCGCGAUUCUCCGACGUCGAGGACGUUUCGGACGUCAGGACGUCGUCGCGGUGUUGUUUUACAAGCGGAGUCGUUUCUUUUCCGCUUGGAGAACGCGUGGCAUUGCAGAUCGCACGACAGCGGUUUUCGCACAAAAGAGCUUCUCAAUUUCUGCUGAAAGAAGAUUAAUUAGUGGCGAAGUUUUCGAAUCUAAAGAUUCCUAUUUUGAAUAAUAAGUUGCAUAUAAUAGAAAUAAGUAGUACUUCCGAUAUUCCGAGUUUUCCUCCUCGAAAGCAAUCGCGCUUGCCAUUCGAUCGUCCAGUCGCCUCAUCUCGCGCGGUGACAGAAUUAUCAUCGCCCAAGAAAGAACCGCGUCAUCGUCCCGUCUGGAUCGAUCCACGUCUCGCGUGGAUGUUUCUUCCGGCGAGUGGUCAAAGUGUCAAAGUGCAGUGGUGUGCACGUUGGUGACCUGGCGCGGGCAAGUCCGUUCCGCCUGAUGUAUCCCCCGGUCGAAUGUGACGCGAUAGAUCGUGGGUGAAAGGAAGAAGGAGACACGCCGUCUGGCAUGGUACAGUGAUCCUUCCACGCUGCCGGAGGACGACCUGGCGCGUGUCUGCCCCGUCGUGUACGACCCGGACGGACCGACAAUUCCGCGAAAGUGGUUCGCGUGGCGAGGCGGGACAAGGACGCGACGAUGGCGGAGCGUCCCGGCGGCGGCAGGAGACGCUCGCGUCGCGACAGCACGGACACCGCGAGCUCGUUGCGCGGGACACCGCCGACGUCGCGGGACCGCAGGACUAAGCGGUCCGGGAAGCCCGUGAAGGAACGAUGGCUGCUCACGCGGAAGACGUGGCGCUAUAUGGCCGACGCCGGCCGCCGUCUCAUCCCGGACGGCGCGCACAAUCGUCCCGAGGACAUACCGAAGAUCGAGCAGUACUUCCAGGAGGUAUGUCAGAAGGAGCCGCGUUUCCUGCUCUGGCGGAAGGCCUCGUAUCCGGGCAGCCUGGGCUUGCGCGCCCAGCGACGUCGACGGCAGCCCAAAGGCGGCAGUUAUCGCACGCAAGCAAGUUCGGCCGAUGAGGCCGACGAUGCCAGGAGCUCGCCGCAAAGCUUCGUCCUUCAAGCGACCACGUCUGGUACAUUCGAUCUCGCGAAGGCAAAGCGAGAAUGGUUGCUAACGUCGACCAGCGGUGACGGGAGCAUGCCGUCGAGCCCGGUGAUGCGUCGCAAGACGUCGCAGGAGGACGCCGAGGCCAAGGAGUUGGCUGACAUGCUGCAAAAGUAUCUAAACAUGCAGGGUGAGGCGACCAAUCCGGCGAGAACGGCCGCGAAAUCGGAGCAGGCGACUGAGCAGGCGGAAGGCAAAGAACCUUUCGAUUAUCGCAGCCUCAUAAAUAAAUUGCAGCAACAUCUAGACACGAUUGUUGCGCAGGCCAAGCGCGAGGAAGCUCCGCCUCGUAAGGGUUACUCAGAAAAAGACGCGGUGGCGACGUCCACGCUGCCUUAUCAGGGCGAUUACGUUCACAAAUCGCUGAUGGAGACGCUGAGUCGUUACUAUAGCAAAUCUUCAUCUCGUGAGCACGUAAUUUCCGAUAUUUUAACAGAUCGAAAGCUCCUCGAAAAACUAUACUUCGAUCUGAGAUGCACCAGAGGUUUCCGGGGGCCCCGAGCGACCGGCGCGUACACCUCGCCGUCCUCUCGAUGGUGGGGCCACGAGAGACUCAGGACGAAGGAGUCCGACAGCUGGUCGUCCACGAAGAGAGAUCUGAUCUCGCCGCCGCCUCUGAUCGCCGUUCAGGAACCCAGCAUCGAUCGUAGCUUCUUCGAUAACGGCGUGCAGACCGAUCCGGUGCCGCGAGAUGUCCUCGACGCGUGUCUGGAAAAAGAUAAAGAGGAAUCCUUGCAAAAAGACCAUGCGUCGCACAAGUCCAGCGGGCGAAGGCGCAGCAGUGUCGACAACGACGACGUGUCGCCGUCCGUGAGCGACACCAUCAAGAGGUACCUGCGGAUGGCGCGGAAAAAAUCCAUGGACGCGGACAAGACCGACAGGUUCAAGCGGGUGAACUACGACCGGAAUCUGCGGAACAUCAAGGCCAAGGGCGAGAUCACGAAGCCCGGCGACGACGACGGCAACAGCAAGGGCUGCCAGACGGAGGACAAUUGGGCGGCGCAUUAUCGCGAGAUGUCGUCCGAAAAUCUGUCGGACGCCGACACGACGACGUCGCCGCCGCCGAGCAGAAACGCCAGUUCCAGGAGCAGCAUCGACGCCGGCCUCGGCUCCGAGGAGCCGUCCACCCCGGUUAAACAAUCCCAUCAUCAUCAAUCCUUCCUGUCUCACCUUUUGCACGGUUCCAACGCGCACAAAGACAAGCCGCAUUCGGCGCCCGGUUCGCCGGCACUCACGUCAACGUCCCCGAAUUCCGCAGGUGGCACCGCGAUGCAGAAGAGCAAGUCCUCGAGCAGCGUAGUGCAUCACGGCAGCCGGCUGGUGGCGAAGAAGAUCUGGAGAUCCAGGAGCAAGAGCACGUCGCGGGCGACGCACCAGCCGUCCGUAUGGACACCUCAGGGAAAAUGCACUUGGGCAGGCACGGGCGGUCGGCGCGUCACUCUGCAGGACACACAGAUACGAACGCUGUCUGAUAUCGAGAGGAAGGUUCUCUGCAAGGUGGCUGUAGCGAAGCUUCAAGCUCUCAAUCUGGGUGUGCACAUCAGGCCACCGAGUGAGUCACUCAGCAGCGGGUCGGUGACCACAAAGCCGAAGAGGCGGGCGUACUUGCUGAAGAGGAAGGCUCUCACAACGGGCUUCUUCGACAAUAAAGGAAAAGACGACAAGGAGAAAGACGUGGCUGGCGGUCUGGUGUUCGGUAUACCGUUAUUGCAGUGUAUAGAGAAUGAUAGAAUCGCUCGAAUUGCCGCUGGGGAGGUCACCGAUGUCGGCUGCCUAAGUAGGAGCAGCAGGCACGGUAGUAGGACCAGUUUUUCCAGCCUUAUAGAAACACCGACGACCAUCGCGGCAAAAACGGAAGAGGGUGGUUCCUGCGAGUCUCUGUCGUCGAAAGGAGGUGCUCUUACAGGCAGUGACUCCGGAGUGCUUGAGCUGAGCGAUAGCGGUGGAGGAGGUGAAUGGGAUGCGGUGCCGGGUAUCGUCAGGCAAUGCAUUAAGCACCUAGAAACGACUGGUCUCCGGACGCUAGGCGUGUUUCGUGUGUCGCCCUCGAAAAAGAGGGUGCGGCAGUUAAGGGAGGACUUCGAUUGCGGUCGGGAGACCAAGAUAGGCGCCGAUCAAUGUCCUCACGACGUGGCCACUCUCUUAAAGGAAUACUUUCGCGAUCUGCCGGAUCCCCUACUUUGCAGGGAUUUGUAUCAAGCCUUUGUGCACACUCAAAAGAUCAGGAACAGGCGGUUGCAGCAGGAAGCUCUUCAGCAUCUCAUUCAACUUCUACCCACGCCCAAUCGCGAGACUCUUUGGGCGCUUCUGAACUUCUUGAUCGUCGUCGCGGCGAACAGCGAGGACCAAAAGAGCGAGAGCGGAGAGUGGAUUCCGGGGAAUAAAAUGGAUACGACAAAUCUCGCGACCGUAUUCGCGCCGAAUAUCUUGCACUGCGUGAAGCCCAGCCAGAUGAGGGCGGAGGUUUCGGCGGAAAGGGCUGAGGAGAGAAUAGACGUAAUAAACGUGGUACGAGCACUGCUAGAACAUGCGUCGACAUUGUUUACGGUACCGGCGGCGUUGUUGGACGAAGUGUAUCAACACAUGAUGGAUACUCAUCCGGCGGAGCUAGAUAUCGCUUUGUCCCGUCGCGUCGAAGAGCAAUGCGGAGAUGAAGUAGACCCUUGCAGCGAGGCGGAGACGUUCUCGGUGGAGGAGACGUUGACUAUGUCGACCACAACUGCAGCAACGACGACGACAUCGACGAGAAAGAUGUGGACAAGGGAAGAAUGCCUGCAUCAGACUGCCGGUAUCGGCGGUGAUAUUGGACCAAGGCCACGACGGCCCAAAAGACCAGGAAGUCGAAGGAAGGAGGAGGGCAGAAGUAACAGUGUCGAUAGCGGAUCGAGCGAGGAUCCGUCCGAUCCUCGGCGAAGAUCCUCGCCAAUAGUGAUUACCGCCAGUCUCACUAUACCCAUGUCCGACGCGUUCACCUUGAACCUCGACGACCCGGACAUUCCUUACAUCGAGGAGGCACCGAAGCAACCAAGCGCUCCCCCAAGGCGGCAGAGGCAGAGAUCUAUUUCCGGUUGUAGCGAAGGCGGAAGACACGGAAGUGACAGCGCCGUGGGCUCUUCGGCAACCCUGUCAGGUGAUCAGGCGCCGAGUUCACCGCCCUCGUGGGCAUCGUCGCCACCGGCGAGUCCCGACAGCGCUGUUACCGCCGUUUCGUACAUCCCGGAUCAGGCGGUUCUUCAAAGAGUUUCGUUCACGACCUCGGGCGAGGUGAGGCAGGUGAGCAGAUCGGCCGGCCAGCAGCAGGAAGUGAACAGGAGUGCGGCGGUACCGUACACGCCGAGCAUCACCAGCAUCGGCGGUGCGGUUUUGAGGUCCAAGACCGCUGAUAUCGAGAGAAUGCUGCAAAUCUCGCGGUCGGAUGUCGACCCGGCGACCCCGCAGAUGAGCAAGAACUCAUCGGUGACCUCCAGCGAGAGCAAGAAGUACACGAAGAGGCGGUACACGGAUUCGAGGCAUCAAACACGCCACAUACCGGACGCCGAUACCCUGGCCGGCAGAACAUCGCUCGGCGUGACGGCUACGUCGGCGAUAUCGCCUUCCUCCGGCGUUUCCUCGGCAAUCACGACGACGCAGAAUCAACGCGUGCAGCCCGUGUGGAAAAGACGGGAAUUGAUCUCUAGCGCUCCAAAGAAUAGGGACGGAUACUUCUAAGUUGUUCGCGCAAGAUCGAGUCGAGAUUCGAAAUUGAUCACCGAUCUUUACCGAUAAAUUAUAAAUAUUUUCCCUCAGCGCAAUUUAUUUUCCAAUUAUUGUUUUUUAAAUAGUAAACAAUUUUUCUAAAGAAGAAUUUAGAUCGACAAACCUGAUUGCGUCGAUUUAAAAAUCGACAUAGCUCGAACAUAUCUCGGUAAGUUCGCAGAAAUGUAGGCAAAUAUUUUUUUUUCCAUUUCCACCCAAUCUCGAAUCUCUGCUCGAUCGACCGGCAAUGGGAUAGUCACUGCCGAUCAAACCGUGACCUGGAAAAGUGUUCCUCGGUACGUUUCUCGUGAUUUCGUGGGAUCGCGCAAUUUAGUGUCGCGGGAUGUCCGUCGGUUCCUAGACUAGUGCCGUCCUCGUACUCGCGGAGGCUUUCCAUGACCGAAUGCGCAUUCUCGUUUCGCGAUGGUGUCUCUAUCGACCCUUCGCGGCGGACCUUGACGAUGUUAGGAGUGCGGGUGCUCGAAUGGAUAGGGGGGGAUUCGCGCGGAACGCGUACGUAGAACAUUACCUCAGCUCUCGCGUUGUAAAUACUAAUUGUCGCAAGUUCGACGUCAACCUGGAUUAUUGUUAUCGCUGCCAUCGCUUAUCUGAUUGCAGCAUCCGGCGAAAAUGGUCGAUAACUUGGAAUUUAAUUCGUCUUUUCUAAUUCGUCCUCUCUACGACGUGAUUAUUAUCACAAACUGCCGUGAGAGACGCGUUUUCUUUUUUUUCAGUCUGUAAGCUAAUAAAUAAAAGUUAAUUUUUUUAUGA
Messenger RNA from Linepithema humile (Argentine ant), 5672 nucleotides. It is a transcript of the gene RhoGAP102A, whose product is annotated as Rho GTPase activating protein at 102A. Gene Ontology annotation, biological process: signal transduction. NCBI's taxonomy places the organism in Eukaryota, Metazoa, Arthropoda, Insecta, Hymenoptera, Formicidae. The record is from RefSeq and is a predicted model, not a curated record.